This is a messenger RNA of Trifolium pratense (red clover), 1716 nucleotides long. RefSeq names its product proline transporter 2-like. The transcript has 7 exons. The record is from RefSeq and is a predicted model, not a curated record. Bases 208 to 1527 code for a protein of 439 amino acids. Gene Ontology annotation, cellular component: plasma membrane. NCBI's taxonomy places the organism in Eukaryota, Viridiplantae, Streptophyta, Magnoliopsida, Fabales, Fabaceae.
UGCUGAACGGCCAAAGUUUAUAUAUAGAGAGUAAGGCAUUUCAGCAUUCUGUUAACGCUCUGUUCUUGCUUAACUCUCGCUCGCUAUCUGUUCUGUCUUUAAUAACUUCAGAACAGCAUCGGUGGAGAAUAAUCAGCUUAAUCUCACCGUGAUUCUAGCGUCUAAGUGCAACAACAUUAGUAAUAAUCAAUCUCCACCGUAAUAACAAUGGGAAAAGGAUGCGGUGAAAUGAAUGAUCCAAACAAGAUACACGAUGAUACUGUUGAAAUCCCAGAAACUGCACAUCAAAUUAGCAGCGAUUCAUGGCUUCAAGUGGCAUUUAUCCUAACCACCGGAAUAAACAGUGCUUAUGUGCUCGGAUAUUCCGGAACCAUCAUGGUUCCACUUGGUUGGGUAGGGGGUGUAGUUGGUCUUUUUCUUGCUACCUUAAUAUCACUCUAUGCUAAUGCUCUUGUUGCUAUGCUCCAUGAAUUUGGAGGAACAAGGCACAUUAGAUAUAGAGAUCUUGCUGGCUAUAUAUACGGUAAAAGGGCAUAUAAAAUUACUUGGGCACUGCAGUAUAUCAAUCUUUUUAUGAUUAAUACUGGUUUCAUCAUUUUGGCUGGUUCAGCCUUGAAAGCUGCUUAUACCUUGUUUAGAGAUGAUGGUCAGCUGAAGCUUCCCUAUUGUAUUGCCAUAGCUGGACUUGUGUGUGCAUUGUUUGCCAUUUGUAUUCCUCAUCUUUCAGCUCUUGGAAUUUGGCUGGGAUUUUCAACAGUCUUCAGCAUGGCAUACAUUAUCAUAGCAUUUGCGCUAUCAAUUAAAGAUGGAAUACAAUCACCACCCCGAGAUUACGGUAUUCCAUUAAGUGGUUCAAAUAAGGUAUUUGAAACAAUUGGGGCGUCUGCUAACCUAGUGUUUGCAUACAAUACCGGCAUGCUUCCUGAGAUACAGGCAACAAUAAAGCAGCCAGUUGUCAAGAACAUGAUGAAAUCCCUGUACUUUCAGUUUACAGUCGGAGUUGUACCAUUGUACAUGAUUACCUUUGCAGGAUACUGGGCUUAUGGAGCUUCGACAGACGCCUAUUUACUGAAUAAUGUGAAUGGUCCAGUUUGGGUGAAGGCUUUGGCCAAUAUUACAGCCUUCCUUCAAUCAGUCAUUGCAUUACAUAUAUUUGCAAGUCCAAUGUAUGAGUAUUUGGAUACAAAAAAUGCGAUCAAAGGAAGUGCAUUGAAUAUUAAGAACUUGUCAUUUAGAAUCCUGGUAAGAGGUGGCUACCUGGCCUUUAAUACAUUUGUGGCGGCUCUCCUUCCAUUCCUCGGAGAUUUCAUGAGCCUCACGGGAGCAAUCAGCACGUUUCCCCUUACAUUUAUUCUUGCAAAUCAUAUGUAUCUAGUGGCGAAAAAGGACAGACUAUCAAGUUUGCAGAAACUCUGGCACUGGAUCAACAUUGUUUUCUUUAGCAUAGCAUCUGUGGCAGCAACAGUUGCAGCACUACGGCUUAUUUCUGUAGACUCCAAAACAUACCAUAUUUUUGCAGAUAUUUGAUGAAACUCAUUAUAUUAUUUCAGCAAUUGUAAUGCGACAUUUACAUGUUUUGAAUGCUCUCAUUGUUAGAAAAAUAACAAUAAAGAUAGGAUUUCCUCGCAGAAGAUUGUAUCUUGUUGAGUAGACUACUCUUAGUCAAUAUUAGACAUUUAUAUCAUCAAAUACACAGUUUUGGCACUAAUUAAGCAA